UCAGAAAAUUCAGGCGCAGAAUCACGCUCCACCAAGCUCCCGAUUACUUACGUACCGUCUCGAUUUUUCGGCUUUUAUUUCGCAAAACGUCUAGAAAUUCGAGCGUAAUUCGAUUGAAAAUAUGAUCUGCUUUUGAGGGAAAGCCUCUUUGUAACAAUGGGUUUGUGAAUUAUUUUAUUCAUCUGUAUGCUGUUAAGAAAUUUUGCUAAUCAUUAGAUUUGUUGUGAACAGUCUUAAUCUUUUAUUUAAACAUAAAACUUCUCAAAAUGGCAUCUAAAGUAUUAGUUAAAUUACCGACAGUGUCUUUUCCACAAGAUAAAAAGCCACCAUCAGACAUAGUAACAUUACCGGAAAGAAAUGAAAAUUUAAAUCAAACUGUAAGACAUCAAAGCAUCAAUGUUGAUAGAGUUGCUCAGCUUGAGCAAAAUAUGAAAUUUCUACAGGAGCAACAUCAAGCGACGCUAGUUGCUUUACACCAAGAAGUAGAUUCAUUACGUCAAAAGAAUAGAGAUCUACAGUUUCAAUUAGUAUUUUCAAAAGGAUCAACUUGCGUAGCUAGUACUCCUUCUUCCCCUGAAGAUAAUGGAACUGGGUUCAUGAAAGCAAAGGGUAGCCCAGUGUGUGUAAACAUUUCAUCAUUACAGGUGGAACUUUUAGAGAAAGAUCUACAAGAUACUAAGACAUCGUUACAAGAGGCUAAAAAUCAGAACCAAUAUUUAUCUGAGAUCAUUGAACAACAAAAUAAAAAAUUACAAUCCAUUGAAGAAGAAACGGUAAAUAAACAAUCAUCGAUGAUAGACAUAGGAAUACAAGUGGAAAACGAAGUUGACCCAGCUCGAGCUGAAUUAGUUUCGCGUUUAGAAGUUACAGAAGCGCUUGUAAAACGGUUGCGUAAACGGAACCAGGAUCAACGGAAAGAAAUUGGAACGUUACAGGAAUCAUCGGCAAAUACAAGCGGUAAUAAAGGAGCCCGAUCUCGGGACAGUCAUCGUAGCCAUCGUAGCCGCGGAUCACCUACUAGUACCGCGCAAGAACAAGCUCCUAAUAAAUUUCCACCAUUACAGAGCCAAAGUUACUGGCAUCGUAGAACACUUAGGAAUGGAAGGAAUCGACACGACAAACAAGAUCAUCAAUCGGAAGUAGAUUCUACCGUAUUACCGCAACUUCUAAACGGUAACAUGAAAUCAGACACAAUGAUUUUCGAGUCUCCAUUUUAUCGGUCUCGAGGAUAUCGUAAUUAUUACCGCGAUGAGAGCAAUCGAAAAUAUAGGGGUCAAAGUUCUCAAAAAGAUCGUAGAGAUAGCGACAACUAUCAUCAUCGACGAGAUUUUAAGGAUAGAAGUUCGAAGGUUCAUCAAAAAGAACUUGCAGACUCAACGGAAGGAUCGACGGAAGCUGAUAAUUCUACCGGUAGUAAAUCAUAAAGUAGAAGCAAUCUGCUAACUGCAUCCUAGACAAAUAGCAGAUUUUCUGUUCUCUACUUACAGGAAAUUACAAAUGACUAAGUAUUAUUAAAAAAGACUCUGGCAGUGCUGUAUUAAUUAAUAAGAAAUGAUCUACGUUUUCUUAUAUUCGCUUUAAUAAGAUAGAUAUCGUCAGCUAACUACAUAUAACUUGCUGUAGAUUAGUCAUAACAUCGGGUUGAGAUUAUACAAUUUUCAGUGUAAAAAUCUAGUCCAAUUUUACUCAUAUAGAUGUCUUAGUAUACAAGUAGAGGUUUCAUGCUUUAUCAAUUAAUAACAAUUAUAUAGUUACUUGUGCUUCUGCAAGACAAACGAAAAUAUGUGAUUAUUCCAUUUUUAUCAGAAGGAGCACAUAAUAAACAAGUAUCUUCCUUCUUGAUAAAAUAAAUGAUGUCAAGUAUGGUAAUAAUGGUAUUUAUGAUGACAGUUACGAUAAGAAUAAUGAUCAUGAUGAUAAUAACAACAGUGGUAACAGUAGUAAUAUUAGAAAACAAAAAUAAUAGAGAUAUGACCAAUAUUUAUACGAUGCUUGUUUCUCAAACUUAAAAUGACCGAAGCUUAAGCUUAAUAUGCAUGUAUGUUUCGAUAUUGUGUAUGUAUGUAUGUACGUGUUUUACACUUUUCCUUUCAGAAUAUCGAAUAAUUAGCCAUACCGAUUAAAUAUUGUUUAUACAAUAAUUUGGUGCAGUUCUGUUUUAAAAAGGAGGCAACAUAUUGAGGAACUGUUCAGAUCAAGUGUAUAUAGCAUGUGUAUUUUUUUAUAUUUUUUAUUGAGUUUAAGUAAUCAUCUAACUACCUAUACAUUGUGUUUCAUAUGACAAGCGUGAGUUAUGAACAGAAAACAUAACUUUCCAUAUAAUUAUAUUUAAGUAUUAUUUAUUGUAAUUGUAAAAAGCUAUUAAACGUACCUUUCUGUUUUCCAUUCA
Molecule: messenger RNA, 2389 nt
Organism: Osmia bicornis bicornis
Lineage: Eukaryota; Metazoa; Arthropoda; Insecta; Hymenoptera; Megachilidae
Exons: 7
Coding region: 267-1424 (385 amino acids)
Source: RefSeq, a predicted model, not a curated record